AUGGAUGAUAUAAAUAUGAAAUUGGUUAUACAUCAUUGUGAGUAUUUUAUAGAUAGUGAUGGUGGGCCUAGGAGUUACUUUGGGGGGAUUCCCACAGAAGAUCUGGUUAAAGGGUUAAGAAGAUUAGGUACUGACCAAGAUGUUUUAGAAAUGUUUCAAUAUCUAGGCUCUGCAAACACAUUAGAAUUAUUUGUUGAUCAUCAUAUGCCACACAAUGUAGACUCCCCUCACCCUGUUUUGUUCCUUACUGAUGUCCCUGUAAAUGAUGAUGAAAAUGCUCAACAUCCUCAGUCUCAUGACUAUAAUGAAGCAAACAGUGAAGAUAAGGAAAAUGAUGACUCAUCAGAUAGUGAUUUCUUAGCUAGUACUGAGGAUGAGGAUGACCCUACAGACGAUGAUAUCAUGUUUGAUGGUAAUGUAGAGAAGGAACCAAAUGGAGAAGGAGGCAAUGCAUUUGAGGAAUAUGUUAUGAAUGAUGAGGAUUCAUUUGAGGAGGAAUUAUUAACCCAUGAAGGAUCUGAUGAUGAGGGUAAUGGGAAGCCAAAGAACCUUGAAUUUAGGCCUGAGUUUGAUAAGGCUAAUUUUGAAUUUAAAAUUGGAAUGUUAUUUAAUAAUGCCAUUGAAUUUAAAGAUGCUGUGAGGGAAUAUGCAGUGAAAGGAGGCUAUGAUGUCAAAUUCACUAAAAGUGAGACAUGGAAGGUUCAAGUCAGCUGUAGUGAUGGGUGUGAGUGGAGGCUUUAUGCCUCUAACAUGAGUGGAGAGAACACGUUACAAAUUAAGACAUACAAACCUACACACACUUGCAACAGAAGUUACAAGAGCAGACAAGUAACUAGUGCAUUUUUGGCAUCUAAGUAUAUGAACAAAUUUAGGACCACUCCUACCUGGAAAAUAAAUGAAUUUAAGGACACUGUGAAAGAUGACUGUGUUGUAGAAAUAUCCAAAAUGAAAUGUUACAGAGCUAGGAAACAAGCAUUGGUGCAACUUGAUGGAACAAAUGCUGAACAAUAUACAAAACUGUGGGAUUAUGCUGCUGAGUUGAUAAGGACCAAUCCAGGUUCAAGAGUUGACAUCAAUGUAUGGAGGCCUCAACUUCAAAUUAAGGCUAGGUCCCAGAGAAUGUUUCUGUGCCUUGAUGGAAUUAGAAGAGUGUUUUUAGCUGGUGUGAGGCCAUUGAUUGGCUUGGAUGCUUUCCAUUUGAAAGGACCUUGUCAAGGACAAUUGUUUGCUGUUGUGGGAUGGGAUGGAAACAACAUGAUGUAUCCAAUUGCUUAUGCAAUGGGACUGGUUCCAACUCUUAAAGAAUUAUGUCCUGAAGGCCAUUAUAGGUUUUGUGUCAAACAUCUUUACGCAAAUUUUAAAAAGGAGUUUAGAGGGAAGGAGCUAAAGAGUUGUGUAUGGAAAGCUGCAAAGGCAUAUACAAGGGCUGAUUGA
Molecule: messenger RNA, 1434 nt
Organism: Camellia sinensis
Lineage: Eukaryota; Viridiplantae; Streptophyta; Magnoliopsida; Ericales; Theaceae
Source: RefSeq, a predicted model, not a curated record